AUGAACACACCUCCUACACCCAUAACACACUAUGGUUCGAACUCUUUUUCUGGGCAGUCGGUGAAGAAGGAUGAGCACAGGACUUGCUUUUGUGGGAGACGAGCUAGGAUCUGCACUUCUUGGACUCUUAAAAAUCCGGAAAGACGAUUCUAUAAAUGUGCCUCUGCUAAGGGAAUGGAAGGUUGUCAUUUCUUUGAGUGGUUUGAAGAGGAUUUUAGUCCUAAAACCUCGGAAGUGAUUACUCACCUAAAUCAGAGGAGGAUUUUUCUGGAGGAAAAGUUAGAACUUGUUGAAGCUAAUUUAUCACAAAUGACUGAAAAAAAAGGUGCUCAAAGAAGAGAAGAAGCACCUGUGUGUGGAGAUAUUGAGGGUGCAAGCUGA
Daucus carota subsp. sativus is the source of this 381-nucleotide messenger RNA. RefSeq lists its product as uncharacterized. Gene Ontology annotation, molecular function: zinc ion binding. The coding region runs from base 1 to 381 and encodes 126 amino acids. Lineage: Eukaryota; Viridiplantae; Streptophyta; Magnoliopsida; Apiales; Apiaceae. The record is from RefSeq and is a predicted model, not a curated record. The transcript is spliced from 2 exons.